Molecule: messenger RNA, 1512 nt
Organism: Trichophyton benhamiae CBS 112371
Lineage: Eukaryota; Fungi; Ascomycota; Eurotiomycetes; Onygenales; Arthrodermataceae
Exons: 3
Coding region: 1-1512 (503 amino acids)
Biological process (GO): phosphoenolpyruvate transmembrane import into Golgi lumen
Cellular component (GO): endoplasmic reticulum; Golgi apparatus
Molecular function (GO): phosphoenolpyruvate transmembrane transporter activity; antiporter activity
Source: RefSeq, a predicted model, not a curated record
AUGAGCGUUACAACGCUUGUCGAUACACGGCAGCAGAAGUCCUCAGGCCUACCACCCUCCUGGCCACCUCAAAUGACCGCCGACACCUCUACGACCGAGAAAUUCCCUACUCUGGGCGAUGACGACGCACUGAUUGAACAGAAGGGGGAGAGCGUUUUCUUGCCAUCCACGAUCAACGUCAGCGUCAAUGCCCAGGAGCUGGCAGAAUCGUUAAAGGCACCAAUUUCUUAUAAACUUAUCGGUCUUUGCUUGGUCUGGUACAUGACAUCAGCUCUCACAAAUACUUCCUCGAAAUCUAUCCUCAUGGCACUUCCAAAACCUAUAACGCUUACGAUUGUUCAAUUUGCAUUUGUAUCAACAUGGUGUCUGUUUCUUGCAUACCUCGCGUCCAUCUUUCCAAUGCUAAAAACUGCUGUUCCCGUCCUCAAAAACAAGAUCCGUUAUCCCUCAUACGCCAUCAUCUCAACAGCGCUACCACUGGCUGGAUUCCAAUUACUGGGCCACAUACUCAGCUCUAUGUCGACCUCACAAAUACCCGUAUCACUCGUUCAUACAAUCAAGGGGCUCUCUCCGCUUUUCACCGUCCUCGCAUAUCGUAUCUUUUUCCGCAUUCGAUAUGCUAGAGCUACGUACCUCUCUCUCAUCCCUCUCACCUUGGGAGUCAUGCUUGCCUGUUCAGCAGGGUUCUCAACAAACCUCUUUGGGAUUAUCUGUGCCCUUGCAGCAGCUCUUGUUUUCGUUGCACAGAAUAUCUUCUCAAAGAAACUUUUUAAUGAAGCUGCGCGUGCGGAGGCAGAUGGCCAAUCACCAGGAGACACAAAGCUAGAUAAGCUCAACCUUUUAUGUUAUUGUUCUGGUCUCGCGUUCAUCUUGACCCUACCGAUUUGGUUUCUAUCCGAAGGCUAUCCGCUAAUGAUCGACUUCCUAUCCUCUGGCUCUAUCAGCCUAUCAAACAAGAAAGGUGCCCUUGAUCACGGCCCAUUGAUGCUGGAAUUUAUCUUCAACGGUGUUUUCCAUUUUGCACAGAACAUCAUGGCAUUCGUUCUACUCUCCAUGAUCUCACCAGUGUCAUAUUCUGUUGCUUCAUUAAUCAAACGAGUUUUCGUCGUCGUUGUUGCCAUUGUCUGGUUCGGCAACGCCACGACGCCCAUACAAGCCUUCGGUAUCGCCCUCACUUUCCUGGGCCUAUAUCUGUAUGACAGGAACAAGCAGGACGAUGCAGCAGAUCGACGGGCCAAUGCGGACCACUUCCACAAGAAUAAUACCAUACUGCCUCUCAACACUGCAUCCAACGGCUCAGCCAAAGUCUGGAACUCCAACGGAUAUACGUUCCCUCCCCCCUCGGUGGGUGGUUUGGGUAUCCAUCCUAUGGACGUCAAUGGCAAAAAGGAAGAUGACAAAACUAACGGUGUUUCGAGGAGGAAUAGUAUGGCUCGCCCAUGGCUACCACCAGGGACUAAGCAAGAGUCUACAUGGCAACCUGGUGAUGCAUCCUCCACGCCCCAGAAUUAA